UCUGGUGCUUAAAGGACAUCGAGAUCUCGAGUGUAUCACAGCAAAAACACGCGCCGGAGAGGAGCGCUUUUAUUUUACGCACAAUAUUAACGCGUUUUUCAUCAUCUCAUGGAUCUGCGGUGACCUGAUGCAUAAACGAAAGAUCCAGAAGGCCUAAACAUCAGUGAUGGCAUCUUACCAUAGCUUGGAUGAUGACGCAAUGGCUUUGAUGGUCCAAGACACAAACACGAUGAAGAAAGAGGAAUUUGUCAAGGAUGAGCCGAUCCAAGAGCAAAGUUCAGAGAAAGUGGACCCGUCCCAGAAGCCGCCGUACUCGUAUGUGGCUUUAAUCGCGAUGGCGAUCCGGGAGAGCUCGGAGAAGAGGCUGACUCUGUCCGGCAUCUACCAGUACAUCAUCUCCAAAUUCCCGUUUUAUGAGAAAAACAAGAAGGGCUGGCAGAACAGCAUUCGACACAACCUGAGUCUGAACGAAUGCUUCAUCAAGGUUCCCCGGGAGGGCGGCGGGGAGCGCAAGGGGAACUACUGGACCCUGGACCCGGCCUGCGAGGACAUGUUCGAGAAGGGCAACUACCGGCGUCGGCGGCGGAUGAAGCGGCCGUUCCGCCCGCCGGCGGCUCACUUCCAACCGGGGAAGUCUCUCUUCGGAGGGGACGGAUACGGCAGCUACCUCGCCGCCCCCAAAUACAUCCAGUCUGGCUUUAUGAACAACAGCUGGCCGCUCACGCAAGCUCCACCGCCGAUGAGCUACGCGUCCUGCCAGAUGGGAAACGGCAACAUGAGUCCCAUAAACGUUAAAGCACUGUCCGCACCAUCAUACAACCCGUACAGCCGCAUGCAAGCCAUGGGUCUGCCGAACAUGAUGAACUCGUAUAACGGGAUGGGCCACCAUCAGCACCAGGCGCAGCAGCUGAGCGCGUCUCCGGCUGCGGCCUCGCCGGUUCCGUCCAACAGCGCGGCGGCUCUCCAGUUCACCUGCUCCCGGCAGCCGAGCGAGCUGUACUCGUACUGGGACCACGAGGCCAAAAACUCCACAUUACACUCUCGGAUUGACAUUUGAAGCGAAUUCAAGCAUGCAUUUGCCGGGAUGUAACGUUCACGCGAAAUCGAACUUUUUUGCGCUUUUUUGAUGGGCGCAGUUUCUGUUUUACGCAUCCGAGGUAAACAGGGUCACUUUUGUUGCUGAGGAGCAAACGAGGCUUAAAUCUCUAGUGUUGCAUGCAAACAACAUAUCCUAGUCCAUAAAAUGGUUUGGACUACAGUGAUUGUGUUUUUAUUAAAUCAGUAGUUGGAAGUUCAAUGAUUUUAGUAAGCGUUUACUUGUCUGUAAGUCAUUUCAGGGUCCAGUUUAGGCCCACACAUACAGUUAUUUUCACUUACGUUGUCGAAAAUGUAUUUGUUUAAAAAGAGGACAGUGGAGGCCUCUUUUAGUAGCCUACCUUUUACAAUUGAUUGUUGGGGACCAUUGUGAAUUUUUACAUUUUGGAUUGUCAAACCAGCACUUAUUUUCUAUUUCUUUACUUUCAAUAAAAGGUUUUUGAUGACGAGAAGGAAUCUGUAUUUGUGACAGGGGGCAAGUUGUGCUGUGCUGUUCACUAAAUGGGUUUAAAACAGUUCAAAUAACACACGAGUUUAACAGAAGAAUUAAUGUAAGUGCUUAUAAAAUUAUAAACUUCACAUUUCUGCCUUUAAACCCUCUAAAGAUUGACCCCAUUGACUUCUAUUGUAAGUGUCUCACUGGAACCUUGAGUCGAAUUAUUAUUAUUAUCAUUAAUAUUAUUGUUGUUGUUGUUGUUGUUGUUGUGGAUAGACUUUAGGCUCUGUGAUCAUUUGUCAGGUUCUGUGCAAAAUGCCUAAAAGAAACUAUACAGGCCUUGUUCUAAAGCAGAAUAUUUGCAUUAUUAAUAAUUAGAGGCAAUAAUUCUUUUUGUUCGCUUAACAGUUCAGCAGAAAUCAUUUAAAACUGAUUAACUGCAAUAGGCCAUGCGACGCAUUUUAUUUCUAUUGUUAUUUUUUAUUAUUAUGUAUUUCGAAAUGCGAGCAGAACAGUGUAAAGUGUGUUUAUAUGAAGCGUUUUUAUUCUACAUUUCAUGUGCAGGACAUAUUGCACAUUUCAGUUUGUCUGGUUACAGUUGUUUUAUUUAAAAUGUCAAGUUUAUUUGUCUCAGGUUAAAGUGUCAUUUUUAUGUAUUAUAAUUGCAAUUAAAUCGCUUAAAACGGCGUGUAUAAAUUAUGUGACACAGAUAAUAACAAAUGAAAAAAUAAGCAGGUCCAAACAGCAAACUGUGUCAUUAUUAUAGCCGUUGUAUUCAUAUUUAGGUGUUUUAUAACAGUGUACAGAAAUCUGUCUCGUGACUGAUUGCACUAUGAUAGUUCAUUAGAAAACAUGUUGAAGAUAAAGAGAAAUAUGCAAAUAAAAGGGAGCAGCAACACUGAUUAUUUUUUGUUGCCUUUAUCACAUCUGAAAAGGAUUUUGCAAACAUGCAAAA
Messenger RNA from Myxocyprinus asiaticus (Chinese sucker), 2486 nucleotides. It is a transcript of the gene foxl2b, whose product is annotated as forkhead box L2b. Gene Ontology annotation, molecular function: RNA polymerase II cis-regulatory region sequence-specific DNA binding; DNA-binding transcription factor activity, RNA polymerase II-specific. The coding region runs from base 167 to 1057 and encodes 296 amino acids. The transcript is spliced from 2 exons. Lineage: Eukaryota; Metazoa; Chordata; Actinopteri; Cypriniformes; Catostomidae. The record is from RefSeq and is a predicted model, not a curated record. Gene Ontology annotation, biological process: cell differentiation; anatomical structure morphogenesis; regulation of transcription by RNA polymerase II.